Molecule: messenger RNA, 2767 nt
Organism: Syngnathus acus (greater pipefish)
Lineage: Eukaryota; Metazoa; Chordata; Actinopteri; Syngnathiformes; Syngnathidae
Product: phosphatidylinositol 5-phosphate 4-kinase type-2 beta-like
Exons: 10
Coding region: 489-1721 (410 amino acids)
Biological process (GO): phosphatidylinositol metabolic process
Molecular function (GO): phosphatidylinositol kinase activity
Source: RefSeq, a predicted model, not a curated record
CAAAGCGCGAAAGACGCCAUCUUGAGGAGACCCUCGGAUGCAAUGCUGGUUGGUGAUGACUGUCAACAAUUUUGGGCGCAUCAGGAUGAGAUUACCGAGUUCAAAGUGAACCCGAGUCACAUGGGUUGUGGGUUAUAAAUAUUAGGAGAGGUGCAAGAGGAGCUCUUGGACUAAUGUUCGCCGUGUGGGGUUGUUUUUAAAACGCAAAGCCCGCUAUAGCCUGAUGGCUGGCUAGCUGCUGUGAGGACCCGCGGCCUGUACGGGAGGAGGAAGGGUGGUGACGGCGCAAAAUGCUCGACUACCCCUGACUCCCAACCAGACAGUUCCAAGACAGAGACUCGCUUCGAGUUGAACGACGAGCACAAUGCACUUAGAAUUUUUUUAAAGCUCUUCGCUUUUCAAUUUUUUUAGGGGGGGUGGGGUGCUGUUUAGACGCUCCGAACGACAGUGAAUGCCGUGGCGCGUGCUCUGAAUUGCCAGCCCGAGACAUGUCAUCCAACUGCACCAGCGCAGCGCCUGUCAGCGCUAGCAAAACCAAGACGAAAAAGAAGCAUUUUAUAGGACAAAAAGUGAAACUGUUCCGUGCAAGCGAACCAAUCCUCAGCGUUUUAAUGUGGGGUGUGAAUCACACGAUUAACGAGUUAAGUAAUGUGCCUGUACCUGUAAUGCUGAUGCCAGAUGAUUUUAAAGCCUACAGUAAGAUCAAAGUGGACAACCACCUAUUUAACAAAGAAAACCUUCCUAGUCGCUUUAAGUUCAAAGAAUAUUGUCCCAUGGUGUUCCGAAACCUGAGGGAGAGGUUUUCCAUCGAUGACCAAGACUACCAGAACUCUCUGACGCGGAGUGCUCCCCUCAACAGCGACCCCCAGGGUCGUUUUGGCAAUCGGUUCCUCUCCAGCUACGACCAUCGAUUUGUAAUCAAAACUGUGUCCAGUGAGGACAUCGCUGAGAUGCACAACAUCCUAAAAAAGUACCACCAGUUCAUAGUGGAGUGUCAUGGCAACACGCUGCUCCCUCAAUUUCUGGGUAUGUACAGGCUAACAGUGGACGGGGUGGAGACGUACAUGGUAGUGACCCGGAAUGUAUUCAGCCAUCGCCUCACUGUUCACCGCAAAUACGACCUGAAGGGUUCCACAGUCUCAAGGGAAGCAAGUGACAAGGAAAAGGCAAAAGAGCUGCCCACUUUAAAAGAUAACGACUUCCUGAAUGAAGGCCAUAAGCUGCAAAUAGGAGACGACAACAAGAAGUACUUUUUGGAGAAGCUAAAACAUGAUGUGGAGUUCCUGGCCACUCUCAAGAUCAUGGAUUACAGUCUUCUCGUGGGGAUCCAUGACGUGGAACGAGCAGAGCAGGAGGAGAUGGAUGUGGAGGCUGGUGCAGAUGAAGAAGAGUAUGAGAAUGACGGGAUGGGCGGAGGGGCGCUCACUGGCUCCUUUGGCACACCACCCGACAGCCCUGGAAACCCCUUUAACUGUGCAUUCUUAGGGCCCGGCGACUUUGACCCCUCUGUUGAUGUUUACGCAAUCAAGAGCCAUGACAGUACUGUCAAGAAGGUGUACUUCAUGGCGAUCAUCGACAUCCUCACACAUUAUGAUGCGAAGAAAAAAGCUGCACACGCUGCCAAAACUGUGAAACACGGGGCAGGGGCCGAGAUCUCAACGGUGAACCCCGAGCAGUACUCCAAGCGCUUCUAUGAGUUCAUGUCUAAUAUCUUGUCAUAAACUCCUCUCCACUAAGCCUGCCCAGCCACAGAUCUGUCACACGUGUACACAUGCACGCACGCACGCACACACACGUACACAUUUUAUUCAGCCAAGUCUUUCUUGUCUUUCCUGACCCUCUUCAGCAUCCUUAGGUCAUGUUUUGAGGCUGUUACAAACCCCUUAACACAAAUAAUCAAACAAUGCCCCCCCUCCAUUAAUUUUAGAAAGAACAUCCUGACCACUUUGGUUUUGUUGAAUUUUUGUCUAAAUUAUUACUCCUGUUUUCUCGUCCUACCUUAUCACCCUUCUCGCCAGCACAGGAACUGUCUCACUGAUGCCUUGAACAAGUGUCUGCUUCAGCCGUUUCUAAGCACCGUCUUCUCACUUUCUAAUAUGUUGUAAUUCCUUUCAUUUCCAUUCGACGUGUACACACAAAAAAAAGACAGCAUGAUGUACUGUUGAGUCUUUUUCAAGCUUCUCUUUCCAUAUCAAUAACAGACAAACAAACCUGUUGACAAUUUGGAAGGAACAUCUAUCCAUUAUCCUGUUGAGGGUCACAGCAAUGUUGGAGCCUGCCCCAAUUUUCUUUGGGCAGUAGGCGGGGUGAACUGGUCACCAACCAAACAUUAACGUGCAUAUUGAUGUGCUACAAUAAGUAAAUGAAUGCAGUUAUCAAAAAUGCAUGGCUGAUGUGCACACGAGACCCCACCAGUACAUUUAACAUUGAACCACUCAACGUAACAUUUAAGUGUUAUAAUGAAUACAGGACAAAGACAAAAAAUUGGUGUUUGAAUGUUACGUUUCCAUAUCGAUUUUGAAUAUUUUGGAAUCCUAAACGUAAACUUGGUGUGAAAGUUGGUCAGAGAAAAAAAGAUUAAUUUAAAAAAGGAGGAAUUCAGCAGAAAAUAUGUUUUCAUAAGAAUAUUUUUUUUUAUAUCUUGUUUACAUUGAUGUAGCAAUUUUGUGUUUGUAUACAGUAUUGUUUUGUUAAUGACAGACAUUAGUAAAAAAGGUUACUUGAAAAUGGAUUCAUUGCAUAUUAAAGGGAGUUUUAUCUUGUCUGA